Messenger RNA from Yarrowia lipolytica CLIB122, 666 nucleotides. RefSeq lists its product as uncharacterized. Gene Ontology annotation, molecular function: acetyltransferase activity. The record is from RefSeq and is a predicted model, not a curated record. NCBI's taxonomy places the organism in Eukaryota, Fungi, Ascomycota, Dipodascomycetes, Dipodascales.
AUGCCUCUGUCGCGGAAAUUCGAGCUCGAUGCAGAGCAGAUUGCGCUCUCCAAGAAACUCAACAAUGUGCUGCACGGCGACGAGUACGACAAGAUGAUCUCAACCAUGGGAUACCAGGACUCGGGACCCGAACUGAUCCAGGGACGCCACAGGAUCCGAAUGGCCCAAAAGAAGUACAACGACUACUUCCCGGAGGGCGCUACGCCCGAUGAGCUGGCUGAGGCGCGAACAGCCAUGCUGGAAAAGAUGCUGGGUCGAGUCGGAAAGGGAGCCUACAUCGAGCCCCCGGUGUUUUUCGACUACGGAUACAACAUGUCUGUGGGCGAGCGGUUCUACUCCAACUACAACUGCACGUUUCUGGACUGCGCUCUCAUCACCAUUGGCGACCGUGUGCUGCUGGGACCCAACGUCAAUCUCAUCACCGCCACCCACGACGUGGACGUGCAGUCAAGACGAGAUCAUGUGGAGUACGCGGCGCCUAUUACCGUUGGAGACGACUGUUGGCUCGGAUCGGGGGUCCAGGUCAUGCCCGGCGUCAACAUUGGCAAGGGAUGCACCAUUGGAGCCAACUCGGUGGUCACCAAGGACAUUCCUCCGUACUCCGUGGCGGUCGGAGCUCCGGCCCGAGUGAUCAAGACCCUGGAGGAUCCUGACGCGGAAAAGUGA